Messenger RNA from Acyrthosiphon pisum (pea aphid), 1148 nucleotides. RefSeq lists its product as uncharacterized. The coding region runs from base 70 to 1017 and encodes 315 amino acids. The record is from RefSeq and is marked validated. NCBI's taxonomy places the organism in Eukaryota, Metazoa, Arthropoda, Insecta, Hemiptera, Aphididae. The transcript has 31 exons.
AUUAUUCGGUUUGAUCGCAAGAUCGACGGUCGUCAAUAAUUACAACCUACAUUGUUUGAUUCCUAAAAAAUGAUGUCCGGGACGAGUGUACUAGUCUUUAUCCUCUCACUGAUGUCGUUUAUCAAUAAUUCGUACCUUAUUGCCACAGUUGAACUGCCAAGUAUUCACGAUAAAACAUUUACAGAUUAUUUCAACAACAUAAAAACUGCGACUGAAACAGCAAUGGAUAAACAGUUGACCGACGAAGAGUUCAAAAUGAUAUUACAUGGUAGAUUGUUGAGCGAAGACCAGUUCGAUAAAACAUUAAAAAAUUAUAAUCAAUACACGGAUACAAUUAAUACAAAUAAUUCAUACAAAGAAAUUGAUAAAGAAUUAACUAAUUUUACCGAUGAAACCCGUAUUUUAAAGAGACUUGCUUCAAUUCCAGGAUGUGGAGAUUCGCUUAAAGUUACUGUUGAGAAGUAUAUCCAGUUACGUAUAGACCACAAGAAAAAAGAGCAAGAAAAAAGCAGCCCGAGCACUGAACCUGAAAAAACUGAAACCAGUUCUAGCACUGAACCUCAAAAGGUCGAAGUUGAUGAUGAAGAAAUAAUAUAUUUGAAAUCAAUUUUACCAUUGACUAGCAGCACUGGACGUAUAAGAAGUUUGUUGUUGAAUACUUUAUAUGGAAAUAGUCAUAAUCAAAUUAAAGCAACGGCUAAUUCUCUUCGUUCUGUGUGGUUUUACCUUUUGAAGAAGUUUGAUCCAAUGUUUGGUGAAUCAUAUAUAUCAUAUGUAAUAAGAAUGAUACAUCUAAAAAAAAUGCCAUUGCCUAUAGAUUUAAUACCUGUUUUUUAUGGAAAUGGAAAAUUGCAACUAUUUGAAGAGUUCGAUAUUUGGCCUGAGUUGAAUGCAGUAUUCGUUAUGUACUUCCUGUUUAAUUGUCCUUUUAUACCGUCAAAAGCAUCUCCUAGUCAGGAUAAACCUAUUGAAGGAUCGGAACCAAUAAUGAAACAUGCAGAUGAGUCCAUCAAGUGAAUCAUAAGCCUAACCAAAGUUUUUUGUAUUCGAUGUAUAAGCAUCAUAAUAAGUACAUUUUAUUUUAUUGUUAAAAAAAAUGCGCAGCGCCGUUCUGCGUGUAAUAAAUCUUAUGUUUUAUUGAUCGUUAA